AUGGUGCAGGUGCAGCGUCCUUACCCGUAUCUCGUUCCUCCGGACCUCCAGGUCGCAGAUGCUGUGUCCGUGGUGGCUGCCCAUGUAGUAGCAGUAGCGGCAAACGGCCACCUGGUCUGUCUCGCAGUGCAGCAGCCGCAAGUGGCUGCCGCUGACCGAGGCGGCCUGCAGGUGCGCGGCGACGUGCGCCUGGCAGCAGCCGGUGUCGCAGCGCAGGCACACCUUCUGCGCCGGCGAGUUGCGGCAGUAGCGGCAGCAGAGCGGGUUGUAGGCCGGGUUGGCGGCCGACGAGGCCGCGUUGUUGUUGGCCGCGGCCGCCGAGCCAGCGACGGCAGCGGCGGCGGAGGAGGCGGCGGCCGCGGCCACGGCGGCGGCGUCGGCCGUGAACGAGUUGAACUUCUCCACGAUGUUGCUGAGUUUGAGGUUCUUCUCCAGGGCCGGCUUCUGCGGGCCUCGCCGAUGCAAGCCCGGCAGAAGUUGUGCUUGCACGGCAGCUGCACCGGCUCCACGAAGACCUGCAGGCAGAUCGGGCACAGAAGUUCCUCCUCGAAGCAGCUCUUCCAGUUUUCAGCCAUCUUGGGGGAAGAAAUUCGUUAUUUUUCCCCGAAAAGCCAAAACCGAACCCCCUCCCCCUCGACCGACCGUCCCACCUCAACAGCGGCGCUCAGCUUCCUCUGUAAGUGUGCCUCAGCUCCUGGAAUGCCGGCUUGCCACCAUGGGAGUCAGGGGAAGACCCCAGUCAGUUUGGAUUGGCAACAACAUCUCCUCCACGAUGCACUUCUAGGCUGUGUGCUUAUCCCUCUGCUCUACUCAGUUUACACCUAUGAUUGUAUGGCUGAGCACAGCUCUGAUAUCAUGUUCAGGUUUGCUGGUGACACCACUGUCGUAGGCCCGAUCAAAGCUGGUUAUAAAUCAGCAUAUAGGAGGGAGAUUGAAAUUCUGACUGAGUGGUGCCACAACAACAACCUCUUACUCGAUGUCAGCAAGACCAAGCAGCUGAUUAUAGACUCCAAAAAGAGGAAACAUGAGCCAGUCCUUAUUAAAGGAUCAGAGGCAGAGAGGGUUAUUAUUUCAGAGGACCUGUACUGGACGUAAGUGCAAUUACAAAGAAAACACAGUAGUGCCUCUACUUCCUUAGGAGUUGCAGAGAUUAAGAAUGACGUCUAAAACUUUGACAAACUUCUAUAGAUGUGUAAUGGAGAGUACGAGGGGUGAUUGAUAAGUUCGUGGCCUAUGGUAGA
Messenger RNA from Mobula hypostoma (lesser devil ray), 1241 nucleotides. RefSeq lists its product as uncharacterized. The record is from RefSeq and is a predicted model, not a curated record. The transcript is spliced from 5 exons. The coding region runs from base 1 to 1095 and encodes 364 amino acids. NCBI's taxonomy places the organism in Eukaryota, Metazoa, Chordata, Chondrichthyes, Myliobatiformes, Myliobatidae.